AUCGACGUGUGCGGCUUAAUUGACAUAGUUUUUGUGCGAAGAAUACCUAAAAGUGCGAGAGUUCCGAAAGAAGCGCUUUUUUUGUGGUCAAGGUGGCGAAAAGGACUUGCACCGCUAUUUUCCCUUACGCUUUGCUCCAAAUAUUCGUUCCUACUCACACACUCUCUGACUCUCUCUCACACACACACAAGCGCUUAUAUUUGGGCGUUGCAGGAUGAAAUACUCUCUCACUCGCUUUUUUUUUUUUCAAAAUCUCUUGAAUAAAUUUGCUCAAUUUGCUAAAUGUAUAUUGCAAACUGAUUUUAUUGUUUACCAAAUUUAGUUAACCCCGUUUUAGAAGCCAGUUUGUCUGUCUGCUACUUAAGCUAAAAUGUUUUUUAACAUCUCUAAUUGACGUUGCCUAACACUGCUCGCCCGCCUUCCAGUUUGAUUUUCUCUGUGCUUCUCUCCGUGUGCCGUUCUCUUUUGAGCUUCAUUCUUCGUCCAUUUGUCAACGUGCGCUGUUCGUCGGAUACGAUUUUGGAUUAAGUUCUCUCUCUCUCUGUGGCAUACAUAUGUGUGUUUGUAUGAAAUAGCUGCCGAAAACCGAGGUGCGAGAGCGAGAGUAUAUAUAUAAAAAACGCGUGCGUUCCCCCUCUAACAUACAUAGUGAGUGUGACCGUUGUUUUGUGACCUGUGCCUGUGUUUGUGGCCACUGGAGGAUCAACGAUUGUUCGAAGAAUUCGAAAAGUACCGACAUCAAUAGUAUUAUAACCACGCAACAAAUUCAAUUUUAAGCAUUUUAACUGAAAUACAAGAAAAAUAAAUCAUGACUGAAGUUGAGCAACCGCCACAGAAUGGAAUAGAUCCCACUGCCGGCGAAGAUGAUGACAACAGCAAAGCACGUCCCGCGGAUAUUGAACAGGAUAUGCGCGAAAUGGAGCGUCGUAAGAGGGUUGAGGCCAUCAUGGGCUCAAAGCUGUUCCGCGAGGAACUGGAGCGUAUCGUGGAUUCGGCCCGCGAUGGAGGAGCUGGUGCCAGUGGUAUCCUGCAGCAGCUGUCGGACAUUGUGGGCGUGCCGGUGUCGCGGGUGGGCAGCGUCUUUAAGAGCAGCAACUGCAUGGUGCCCAUCAAUGACAUACGAGGCGUUGAGUCCAUGGGCUACGCCAAGGGCGAAAAGAUACUCAGGUGCAAGCUGGCUGCCACAUUCCGUCUGCUCGAUCUGUACGGCUGGACCCAAGGUCUGGGGGCACAGAUCACGGCUCGACUAAAGGUCGACCAGGAGUACUUCUUGGUUAAUCCGUAUGGCCUGCUCUACCACGAGAUCACUGCCUCGGCGCUGAACAAGGUGGACAUGCAGGGCCAGAUCGUGGAGCAGGGCACCACAAACUUUGGCGGCAACAAGAGUCACUUUGUCCUCCACUCGGUGGUACACGCUGCCCGUCCAGAUAUUCGCUGCGCCAUCUACAUCGGCUGCAGUCCAGUAGUGGCCAUUUCCUCUCUUAAAACCGGAUUGCUGCCUCUGACCAAGGAUGCUUGUGUCCUGGGCGAGAUCACCACUCACGCUUACACCGGCCUGUUCGAUGAGGAGGAGCGUAAUCGCUUGGUCCGAAGCCUCGGCCCCAACUCCAAGGUCAUUCUUCUAGCCAACCACGGUGCGUUAUGCUGCGGCGAGACCAUCGAGGAAGCCUUCUUCGCCGCCUGCCACAUUGUCCAGGCGUGCGAGACCCAACUGAAGCUUUUGCCCGUCGGACUGGAUAACUUGGUGCUGAUUCCAGAGGAGUCGCGUAAGGCUAUCUAUGAGCAGUCGCGCCGACCUCCAGAGGAUUUGGAGAAGAAGUUUGCCGCCGUUUCGGCAGGCGAAGACGGUGCUGCCGAAGCGGCUGAAGCUGCCGUGCCUAAGGUAGGCAGUCCGCCCAAGUGGCGUGUAGGCGGUGCUGAAUUUGAGGCCUUGAUGCGCAUGCUGGACAAUGCUGGCUACCGCACUGGCUAUAUCUACCGUCAUCCUCUGAUCAAAUCAGAUCCUCCCAAGCCUAAGAACGAUGUGGAAUUACCGCCAGCUGUUUCAUCUCUGGGCUAUCUUCUCGAAGAGGAGGAGCUCUUCCGUCAAGGAAUCUGGAAGAAGGGAGAUAUACGCAAGGGAGGUGACCGCAGCCGGUGGCUGAACUCACCCAACGUUUACCAAAAGGUCGAGGUCCUGGAGACCGGCACUCCGGAUCCGAAGAAGAUAACAAAGUGGGUGGCUGAGGGCUCUCCCACCCAUUCAACGCCAGUGAGGAUAGAAGAUCCACUCCAGUUUGUGCCUGCAGGAACAAAUCCAAGAGAGUUCAAGCGUGUCCAGCAACUAAUUAAGGACAAUCGCCGGGCGGAUAAGAUUUCCGCUGGACCACAGUCGCAUAUUCUAGAGGGCGUAACAUGGGAUGAGGCUAGCCGACUCAAGGAUGCAACAGUCUCACAGACCGGCGAUCAUGUGGUCAUGAUGGGUGCCGCUUCCAAGGGAAUCAUCCAGCGUGGUUUCCAGCACAAUGCCACGGUGUACAAGGCUCCGUAUGCCAAAAACCCAUUCGACAAUGUUACGGACGAUGAACUCAAUGAAUACAAGCGCACAGUGGAGCGUAAGAAGAAAUCGGUUCAUGGUGAAUAUACCGACACAGAUUUUUCGGAAUCAGAGGCGGUCCUGCAGGCGGGGACAAAGAAAUACCCACAAAGUGAACCAGAGACCGAGCACCAGGUCAUUGAGAUCCAAACACAGCAAGCGCCAGUGCCACGACAGGCGGAAGUAGUGCUGAGUGAUGGUAAUCCAAAAAGUAAUCCCUAUGAAGGGGACAAGGAGAAUCAGCAUCGUGGGCGGGACAGGAUCUCGACCGGUAACAGCAAGUGCCGGCGGGAUCUAUUUCCAACUAAAGCUGAGGAUCCUAUACCGCCACCUGAGCAGAUAUAUUCCUACGUCUACGCCACUUCAUUGGGACACUGCGCCCAACCGCAGGUGUGCUCAGCUUUGCUGCGGGCUCUCCACAGCGAGCAGUUGGGUUACCUGGCCAGUUGUUAUCGCGGUGGAUCUGGGCACUCGGCUGCCACUACCGGCAGUACAUGUACUAUAACCAGUGCGACGUGUUCUUCGGGCACAUCUCGUAGGCCAUUGAAGCCAGCGAAUAUAAUGGAACCAUCACCCUAUCGCACGGGAUCCCAUUUUGGUUUUAAUUCACCACGACAGCAACCACACACUGAGCAUAAGCAUUUGCCAAAGGAAAGGGAUCAACAGGCCCUGGGAUACAGGCCCAUGCAGAGAGGCAUCAGCUAUGAGGAGAUCUUCGCCACACCUCGCUAUGACCAGCUGUGUCAGGUUUGCUUCGACAAAUUACUGCGCCUUAAGCCCGAGCUGCAGAGGAUUGGAGGCGGAACAGCUACUAGUAGUUGUGCAGAUGAGCUGACCAGCGCAGGAAGUACUCCUUUGCAGCGCCGUCAAUUGCCAACGCUGCCAGAGCUAUACGACAAUUUUGGGGAAAUGUUGGCAUUGCCCGAACUUCCAAAGAUCCUACGGAAUGCACAGACACAAACUCAAGACGUGUCCUCCGCCUCAUCCACCAUAAACUUCCUCCGGCAGAUCGAAAGAUUCAACUUUUCGGAAGAAUCGACGAAUGUUAAUUUUCAUCCGGAUCACAUCAAUAGUGAUAAUAGCCUUAUGUUGGUGGAGCAGGCAACUUCAAGUGUGGCUGCUAGUGCCACCAGUGUGGCUCCUCAAAGGAUUUUCGGUGCACAGCAAGCUGAUAUAACGGAAGUCUGGAGCUUUGGGCGUUGGUUGGAACCACAGGACAAGUUAAUAUCGACUUAUGCCGAUGAGUUUGUGCAGAGGCCAUUGACUGAGCAUAGGAUUACCUUGGAAAUAAAGGAGACACCGACUGGUGAACAAGUAGUUGGAAAUCCAGUGGAUCGUCAAUUGAUGUGCCGUGAAGAGCGCCAGCGUCGCAAGUCUGAGUUCCAAGAGCUGUGGCAAGAACAUGUCGAUUACUUUGAGGCCAAGGAGCAGAUGCAGCACGAGCAACAGACUAUAGAUGAUCAAGAACCUAGUUCUCAUGAUCAAUUGAGCACGCAUCGUGAACUGGAGAAUGGCGAUCUUAAUGAAACUGAGGCCCAUGUUAUGCUUGAUAAUAUCCAGGAUGAGACCCUGACUGAAGCAAGCGACGAAUUACCAAAAAUCCUGCAGAAGUUCGAAGAAAGUUUAACCGUAGCAGGUGAAAAUUUAGAAAAGUUAGUGGCUACCACCAUGAAGCUGCAGGAAUAUGAAGCAUGUACCACCACCAGCUCUCCUGUUGAAGUAGACCCAGUCGUUCCUUGCUCUUUAUACCGUUCGAUAAGUUUGGAGAACAUUCCUAAUGCCGAUGAUAAUGUAUGCCUACAUGAACCAGUUUUGGCUUCCAAUUCCAAUAGUUGCACAGCGAUCAACUUAGAACAAGAGGAAAAACGCGACGACGAGAAACCAGUGACUCCAAUAUCAACGGAGCCAGAGGAGUCCACUGAUAAAGAGAAGGAUCGUCACGAUGAGAAAGACAUCGAUGACGUGGAAGUAGAGGAGGGACUUCAACAGACUACUGGAGAAACUAUGGAAGUCUGUAACUUGGAGAACGACAACCAGUUUUUCACUCCGCUUGAGCGCGAGGUCCUCCAGCGCAUUGAGGACGAGAGACUUAGCGAGAGCGAGCCCAUAUUUGAGAAGAUUGAUCACAGUAUUCGUAACAAAAUGACGCCUAAGAAACUGCAAGACUUGGUCACUGAGGAGAUCUUUCGCACUUGCACUCAUGUUUACCCUAACCCAACACAGGGCACCCCUAUGACUCCGAGUGGUUCCUCGCUGUCUGCUCAUAACAUUAGUGCUCCUAGUAGCUCUAUGGCUCAUAAUCACCUUGUUACCCGACCAACGCCCCGGAUGUCGCGAUCCUGGUCGGAGGAUCAGCAAAGUGAGAAGAACGAGGAGGAGGAACAUAAAGUCACUGAUGAAGAGACGCCUCUAGAGCGAAUCAUCUCCUCCACCACUUUUGUGUGCAGGAGCAGUCCGCGCAGAAAGCGUAACUUUAUUCAGGAGAACAUUCGCAAUGCCAGCAGGCCAAAAAGUGCCACCGGAUCAAUUAGAAAACAUAGGAGCAACAUAGUUACUUCUCCCGGAUCGGGACCAUCGUCGGUGUGCGCCUUUCAGUGUGGACAGCGGGACAGUGGCGCCCGUUUAUGGGUUUCCUUGCCAACACCUCCACGCGGAACAUCAGAUCAAACGCGGGAUAACGCGAAGAGUUCUGCACGGGCGUUGUACACCGUUCGCGGUGGCAUGUCCUCGCCGUUUGCCAAACGUCGCAAGCCCGUGAUUACUCUUCCGCCUUUAAGUCGGCAUCUGCAUGGGGGAAAUCAUCGUGCCCAAAAUCCAGAAUUAAGCUCAUCGAAUCUAUCCCUGCAUCGAACUCUUUCCAGUAGUACAUUCUUUAUAGCUGAUGAAGAACUUGGAAAUUCUGAUAACAUUUCAACUACCACCUUUCAGAUGGAGGAGGAAAGUCAGGAGGAAAAGCAGGUGGAUAAUGAGCGGAGUGAAGAGGAAUCCCCGACUUCGCAUAAUAAAGGAAAUGCCACUAAUAGCUCCGUGUACUACAGCGCAAAUGACAACACACAUGAGGAGGAAGAAUCCACUCAGGCAAGCGGAGAAACAACCGAAGAGGAUCCAGGAGAAAUGCAAUUUGCACCGAAACCUAUUCAGGAUGUCACAGAAUAUUCUCCAUUUCCAGAUAAUUCAUCCGAUAAAUCUUUCGAAAUGACAAUGACAGCUAACGAUCAAACAGAAGACUCAUCGUCCCAGAAAGUGGAAAUGGAAUCAACAAAUUUUGAAUCCCAAACGAACAGCCAGGACCAGGUUAUAACCGAUUCUGAUUUAACAACAUCGCAGCCAGAUUUCUCUAGCCAAAUCGAGGAUGAAACAUCUUUGGAAGAGCCCACACGUUUAACUGGUGGAUCAGAGGCCCAACAAAAAUCUCAAAAUUUUAGGGGAAGUGAUGAUGUCGGAGGAGAAGAAACCAAUCCGGAAAAUAGGCAACAGAAAAAGAAAAAGAAGAAUCGAUCUAGCAGCGACUCCGGGCAAUUCCUCUCCUCAGCAAACGAAUUAAAUCGAAUGGAGAAAAGGUACGCCGAAUCUGACAAUGACACUGACUACUGCAAUGAGGAAGUCAUCAGUGUGGUGAAAGCCAAAAAUGAUAAGGGUUUGGCUAACAAUGACGACGAACCCUCAACCUCAAAAGCGGCGAUGGAAAAAGAUCGUUUAGAUGGCGGAGCGGAGACCAACCAGCUUUCAACUGAUGAAGAUGUGGACUCCGUCACCCUGGAUACAGUUUGCGUUGUACAGGGUCUGAAUAUGUUUGUCCAGGAGGUAGAGCCGAAAAGACAGGAGAGAUCAAAUGAAAAUAUCAAGACAAUAGAAAGUUUUAAGGAUGGGUUGGUAAAGGAAGAUGAUGAGGCCAGUGGUCCAGAGACAGAGAAACCAGGAGAUGAUAAAAAAUAAAUUAUUUUUUGGGAAUUUAAAUAUUGAGGAACAGAAGAUCAGAAUUGGAGUUCUUUCUUGAGUUUUUUUUUCUGCAUUUUAUAUUUGCAUAUGAUUUUAACACUGCUUGUCGUGAACUUUAAUUUGAUUUUAUUUUGUAAUUUUUUAAGUAACAUUAUAAUCCUUCAUUUAUUCUGAACUCAUAUGUUGUAAUGUAAUGUGGUUUACAGCGAAAAUAAAAGUUGAUAUAUUGGUGAACCUAUCUACUUACGGUUAAGGGUUUAAUAUUUUAAGGGGCAAAGAAAUACAUGUUAUAAUAUAUGUUUAAAAAGAAAAUAUUGUAAUCUUAAUGAAAUAUUAUAUAAGUCUUAGUAGUAAAUACCCCCUCCCAAUGUCUUAGAAUUGUAAACACCUGUUUUCCAGUGUUAGAUAUUGAUUCCCGUACAUCCCGUCCGUCGUGAGCGUUACUCGGAUACUUCAGAUG
Messenger RNA from Drosophila eugracilis, 6974 nucleotides. It is a transcript of the gene hts, whose product is annotated as protein hu-li tai shao. Gene Ontology annotation, cellular component: plasma membrane; cytoskeleton; postsynaptic density. Lineage: Eukaryota; Metazoa; Arthropoda; Insecta; Diptera; Drosophilidae. Bases 809 to 6511 code for a protein of 1900 amino acids. The record is from RefSeq and is a predicted model, not a curated record. Gene Ontology annotation, molecular function: actin filament binding. The transcript has 13 exons.